UGAAACCAAUACACUUCACAGGUGGCUGGUAAAAGUUUGAAGCCUGCCAGAACUCUGUGCAGUACUCGUUUCCGCUUUUAACCCUACUAGUAUUCGUAUCCGCACCAACCCUACUAAUAUUCAUAUCCGCUAUAAACCUACUGGUGAACCCUACUAAUAUUCAUGCCACAGUGUUCAAUUACCGUUCACUUCCUCAUUUUCUAUGGUUUAUGGUUUACACGCCGCAGGCUAGGCCGGGUAAGGAUCUGACACGCGCUGAUUUAAUAAAGACCAACCCUACUAAUAUUCAUGCCACAGUGUUCAAUUACCGAUCACUUCCUCAUUUUCUAUGGUUUAUGGUUUACACGCCGCAGGCUAGGCCGGGUAAGGAUCUGACACGCGCUGAUUUAAUAAAGAUAGCGGCUUUGCCAGACAUAGACGUCUUCUGGGAUGAUCUACUCGACCCUCUGUUGGUGUCUCGCACAGUGGGCUCUGUUGGGCAUGACAAUGUCCGAAAGCACCUGACAGACCACUUCGAGGCGUUAGGCUGGGCCAGUGCCGUCGAUCAGUUCAAUGCCAUCACGCCCCUGGGAGCGCUGACCUUCCGCAACCUCAUCUUCACUCUAGACCCAACCAAACCCAGGCGGUUUGUCCUGGCCGCUCACUACGACUCUAAGUUCUUCGAAAGCCAGACCUUCAUUGGCGCGUCAGACUCGGCAGUACCCUGUGCGAUGAUCAUGCACCUGGUCUCCAUUUUGGACACGGCCCUGAAGGUGGCCCAGGCGGAUGAGUUGAGUGUGAGGAACGAUACGACACUCGAGAUUGUGUUCUUCGACGGGGAGGAGGCGUUCGAGAAGUGGACAGCGACAGACUCCAUAUAUGGGGCUAGGCAUUUGGCGGCUGUGUGGGAGAGCAGGAAUGCUUUCGCGUGUUCGGGUACGGAUGGGGCAGGCGAUGCACACUGCGAUGUUGCUAGGUAUGGAUGUGUGCAUGUUUGA
Messenger RNA from Sphaeroforma arctica JP610, 977 nucleotides. RefSeq lists its product as hypothetical. Bases 210 to 977 code for a protein of 255 amino acids. The record is from RefSeq and is a predicted model, not a curated record. Gene Ontology annotation, molecular function: glutaminyl-peptide cyclotransferase activity; zinc ion binding. The transcript is spliced from 2 exons. Lineage: Eukaryota; Ichthyosporea; Ichthyophonida.